Messenger RNA from Mesorhabditis spiculigera, 441 nucleotides. The record is from the annotation of a GenBank genome assembly. Lineage: Eukaryota; Metazoa; Nematoda; Chromadorea; Rhabditida; Rhabditidae.
AUGCGCUUUGUAUCCCCGAUGCUACUGCUGACGAUCGCCAUGUGCCUGCACCACAUUGCUGGCAAGAGCGCCCAGUAUCUGAUGCGGCUCUGCGAGGAACAGUUUCUGCUCGUGGAGAAGAAGCGCAAAGAUCUGACGCACACGGACACCGUCGUUGCCGCUCUACGAGAUGCUGCCCAGGGUGUCAUCAAGAGAUUCGUUGACGCCAAGGUUCGAGAUUUUGACCAGCUAUUCGCCUCGAUUCUGAACGACGGCCGGAAGGAGGUCAAGGCUUCCCGGACACCAAGGCAAACGGACCCCUUCCAGCGCGACACGCUGUGGAGCGAACGUGUGGAUUUUCAUGAACAAAUCGCGUUCACACGUGGCUCAAUCAUUGCCGGGAUGGUCAAGGUGUUCCUGAAGGUCUUCAUCGAAGCCAUCCGCACGCAGACAUUCGUUGCG